CCCCCGUGUCCCUCCGGUCCCCGCCGGUCCCCGUGUGUCCGCAGCCGGGCCGGAGCAUGGCUUGGGGCGAGCUCGGGCUGCUCCGCUGGCUGCGGGAGAGCCGCCAGUCCCGCAAACUCAUCCUGCUCAUCGUCUUCAUCGCGCUGCUGCUGGACAACAUGCUGCUCACCGUGGUCGUGCCAAUAAUUCCCAGUUACCUUUACAGCAUCGAACACCAGAAAAAUGCCACAGAAAUCCAGACUGCCAAACCCAACCUCCCCUCAGCCACCAUGGACAAUUUUCAGAGCAUCUUCUCCUACUACGACAAUUCCACCAUGGUCACUGGAAACGAAUCUGACAAGACACAGCCUGCAGAGCUGCAUCAGAGCCAGACAGAGCCCAUGGUUGUCAGAGUGACUCCCUCUCCCUCUGACUGCCCCAAGGAUGACAAGGAGCUGCUGAAUGAGAACGUCCGGGUCGGCCUCUUGUUUGCUUCAAAGGCAACAGUGCAGCUGAUGACCAACCCCUUCAUAGGGCCCCUGACAAACAGAAUAGGCUACCAGAUCCCACUGUUUGCUGGCUUCUGCAUCAUGUUUGUUUCAACAAUCAUGUUUGCCUUCUCUGGAAGCUAUGCACUACUAUUUAUUGCCAGGUCCCUUCAAGGAGUGGGCUCCUCAUGUUCUUCUGUGGCAGGGAUGGGAUUGCUUGCCACUGUUUACACGGAUGAUGAAGAGAGAGGCAACGCCAUGGGAAUUGCUCUUGGAGGCCUGGCUAUGGGAGUAUUAGUGGGCCCCCCCUUUGGGAGUGUCAUGUAUGAGUUUGUGGGGAAGAGCUCUCCUUUCCUGGUGCUGGCAGCCCUGGCUCUGUUUGAUGGAGCUGUUCAGUUACUUGUCCUGCAGCCCUCCAGAACACAGGCAGAAAGUCAGAAGGGGACUCCUUUACUGACACUUCUGAAGGACCCCUACAUCAUUAUUGCAGCAGGCUCAAUCUGUUUUGCAAACAUGGCUAUUGCUAUGCUUGAACCAGCUUUACCCAUCUGGAUGAUGGAGACCAUGUGCUCAAAAAAAUGGCAGCUUGGCGUCGCUUUUCUUCCAGCCAGCAUCUCUUAUCUCAUUGGGACGAAUCUUUUUGGGAUACUUGCACACAAAAUUGGAAGGUGGCUUUGUGCUUUGCUCGGGAUGCUAAUCGUGGGAAUAAGUAUUUUAUGUGUACCGUUUGCUAAAAACAUUUACGGGCUCAUAGCACCAACUUUUGGUGUUGGAUUUGCCAUAGGGAUGGUGGACUCCUCCAUGAUGCCAAUCAUGGGCUACCUGGUGGAUCUGCGCCACGUGUCAGUCUAUGGCAGUGUGUAUGCCAUAGCUGACGUUGCCUUUUGCAUGGGUUUUGCCAUAGGUCCCUCUGCUGGUGGUGCCAUUGCCAAGGCCAUUGGAUUCCCAUGGCUUAUGACAAUUAUAGGAAUUGUGGACAUCAUCUUUGCACCCCUGUGCUUUUUCCUUCGAAGUCCACCUGCCAAAGAGGAGAAAAUGGCAAUACUCAUGGAUCACAACUGUCCUGUGAAAACAAAAAUGUACACCCAGAACAACAUCCAAUCCUACCCCAUAGGUGAAGAAGAGGAGGAAUAUGAAAGUGAUGAAUAACAGAAAAGCCAUAUAACAUAUUUAGGUGUACAAAAUGCUGUGGUUCAUGUGAAACAUCUCAUCCAGAAAUAGGUUUUAGCUGUACUGUACAUUUAAUAGUGAAAUGGUCAGAAAAACCAAAGGUAUAUUAUUUAUUGCCCGUGACUAUGAAGCAGACUGCAAACCGCCUUAUGGGGGGAAAGAGCUUUUAUAGACCAUUUGUAUAGUGUUACUCUUUGUGUAUUUAAUUUUAUUGAAUAUUACACUCUAUUUUUUAUUAAAUGUGUAGUAUAAAUCUGUAUAAAAUGUGAAUUUUAACUAUUUGGUUUUUAAGUCACCUCAUUGACAAUAUUUCAUAUUUUAUUUGAAGUCAUAGGUUACUGUCAAACUUGAGUCUUUCUUAUUUAAUUGGAAAUUUUAAAAAACAACUCUCAAAGAAAACCCAUCCAAUUUGCACCUUUUUAAGUGACACCCUUGUAAGUGCAUUGAGAGGAGCUGGAAUUCAGAGUGUGGACAGCCCUUUCACUUUUUUCAUCAACUUCAGGUCCUAAUAAUGUAUACAAAAAACUAAGUAAGAGGCACAACUUCUCUGCCAGUUUAAAUACUGACUUCUCCCUGAACCCCCAGUAUUGAGGAAAACGUUUAAGAGAUGAGUGUAUUGCUAUUAUUGGUAUCUAACAAAGUUUUAAUGAAGCAGUUGUGCAAUGUGAGGCCCCCCAACACAGAGCACCAGGUAAACAUGCACUGUUCCUGUCCCUGCGAAGGGACAGGAAUGUAACAGCAUGAGGAUACUUUUUGUAUUUCUAUCUUUUGGAUCUUUUAACAUAUUUCAACUUUAUUUUAGUUUCUUUAUCUUCAGUGAGUGGUUAGGAACAGCUGCAGUAUUACUGUAUUUAGUCUUAGCAUGUACUGAAAGUGAGCUGCUCACUGGAGCAGUUCAAACAACUCUUUUACAUGCAUUUAUGUAUACAUCUAAAAAUUCAAUGUACAGUUAUUUUUUUAAAUGAGUUCAAAUGCAUUCUUUGCUUAAAAAAUUGGAAGAAACAGCCAGUUUGUUGCCAAUCUCUCACAACAUUUGGGGACACAGCCCAAUACAGCUGAAGUAUUGUAUUAGGCAUUUGCCUGCACUUAAUAAAAACAAGACUUGGAAAGAAAGCAUUUUAAAAACAAUCCCAAUGUCCUUCUCAGCCAUGGUGUAUCAUUUCAUUUGUAAAAUGAAAAUCUUUAUGUGCCUUCUCUCAUGUAAUUGCAGAUGUUUUAUGUACUACAGCAUAGAUAAUAUGUUUACAUAUAGUUUUGUAAAGCAUAUAUACUAUGGUCAAAAAAUAUGAAAAAAUAUAGUGGAUGAAACUUCAAGUAUUGCUCUGUCAAUAAUUAUGCAUUCAGAACGCAUCAAAAUAAAGUUAUCUGACAGAA
Molecule: messenger RNA, 3011 nt
Organism: Haemorhous mexicanus (house finch)
Lineage: Eukaryota; Metazoa; Chordata; Aves; Passeriformes; Fringillidae
Gene: SLC18A2
Product: solute carrier family 18 member A2
Exons: 15
Coding region: 57-1616 (519 amino acids)
Biological process (GO): aminergic neurotransmitter loading into synaptic vesicle; transmembrane transport
Cellular component (GO): synaptic vesicle membrane; terminal bouton
Molecular function (GO): serotonin:sodium:chloride symporter activity
Source: RefSeq, a predicted model, not a curated record